Messenger RNA from Perkinsus marinus ATCC 50983, 1482 nucleotides. RefSeq lists its product as hypothetical. NCBI's taxonomy places the organism in Eukaryota, Perkinsozoa, Perkinsida, Perkinsidae. Bases 1 to 1482 code for a protein of 493 amino acids. Gene Ontology annotation, cellular component: endoplasmic reticulum. The record is from RefSeq and is a predicted model, not a curated record. Gene Ontology annotation, biological process: GPI anchor metabolic process; endoplasmic reticulum to Golgi vesicle-mediated transport. The transcript is spliced from 3 exons. Gene Ontology annotation, molecular function: phosphatidylinositol deacylase activity.
AUGGAAAUAGAGGAACUUAUGGGGGUGUUGGACAAGACGCUCAUCCUUGCCUUGGAUUUCUAUGAGGAACCCAAUGCAUUCCACCCGUCUGUGGUCGAGGCUCAGGCGGAAUUUACGAGAGGGCUUAUGGCUGGCGUGUGCACUGAGGGGAAGAAGUGUGUGUUGGUUGGCCACAGUAUGGGAGGAGUGGUGGCUGCUAUUGCCGUGUCUAAGUCGUCGGAAGAUAUAGUGAAGAACGUUGUGUCUUUAGUGACAGUAUCAACGCCGUUGAAGACCCAUCCUGCUAUGCUUGACUUCGGCUGGAGUAGAGUGUAUAGGGAAGUUGGUGUCGGCCUUGAUAAGGUGGCGGUGGUCAGUGUAACGGGAGGAGCAGCCGACUGGCAGGUCCCCAUGGAGGACACUAUGGUAGAUGGGAAGGCUCGAUUACAGUGGGCUCAGAUGCCCACUAGUGAUGGGGUCUUCGCCCAGGGGGACCAUAUAGCUGUUAUGUACUCCUAUGAGGUCUUGACGUACCAAGUGGUCCCGGCUAUAGCUCGGGCAUUGGGAUGGCGUACUGGUGCUGUUGUUGGUGAUAACGACGAUUUGAAGGCCUGGAUGAUGAGUCUGGACCGGCCGGUGAGGAGACAUGUGCCCUAUGAUAGGAAAAUAGAGGUAGAUGGUAGUAGGGUAGUGGAGGUGAAGCCUCUGGGGUUGGGUAAAAUACGUCAAGUUUGGAAUAAGGGCUUGAUUAUUGAUGUGGAAAGGAAGAGCGGAGCGAUGCUAAUUUUACGACGUGAAGGGUCGUAUUCACGUUGUCCGUCUGUGGAGGUUGUUGACUUCAACGAUAAGGAGUAUUUUAGUGUGGAAGCGCCGGAGGUAUGCGACUACUGUAUGAGGGCUGGAAAUAACAGCGCAGUUGUUACAGUGGGGGCUAGAGAGAUGCCUCUUACUAGUGUUCAUAUCCGUGGUGACACGUGGUGUGUGUCACCGCCUAUCAGCUCGGAUAUGAAGACGAUAUUAGUACCGCCCGGUCGCGGAGGGUUUGUCGUGGCACUUAGUAGCCCUACUGUGAUGAAGUUGAAGUCGCGGAGUGCCUAUGAGCAAUACGAAAUGGGAGUCCAGCUUAGCGGCAUUGGUGAUGCCCCCUAUCUAGCUUGCUUGGUGGGCGGUGACCAUGAAGUCCUAUCGGCUACAUCGUCAUCGAGUGGUGGGAGGGCCCUUAUGGCCCCUUCGCGGCCCCUCAGGGCGAGGAGGGCAAGGGUAAUGAGGGGAGCUGUUGAUACCCUGGUGGUGGUUUCCACUGCUGAUGAUGUUGGCCUUGUUGGCUCUCCUGGUAUUCAUACAUUUCAUCGUGGACACCCACAUUACGGCGUUCCCUAUACUCUGUUACAGUAUGCUGUCGGUGAUUGUGAUACCGUAUUUGACGUCAACUCCCUCGCUCAUGUUGGUGGCUAUUUUUGCGCUGGUGGUGCAUACCGUGGCGUAUGCUCUCCUUGGGGUUAG